Symbiodinium natans is the source of this 228-nucleotide messenger RNA. NCBI's taxonomy places the organism in Eukaryota, Dinophyceae, Suessiales, Symbiodiniaceae. The record is from the annotation of a GenBank genome assembly.
AUGGCAACAAGCGUCAUUAUCAGAGAUGUUGGCGUGGGUGGAUAUCCUUCGCGGCCUCCGUUUGUUCAGCUAGAGAGCGCCUCGGUGAACUCUUCUGGCGAAUACUGCAUGAUGCUGUCCAGCGGGGAGCAAGAACAGAAGAAUGCAGCUACGAGCGGGCCUACGAUGGAGGAGAAGCUCGUUGCUUGGCGAGAUUUGGCUUGCGGCAUGAUGCAGCAUGCAUGUUAA